Messenger RNA from Tarenaya hassleriana, 1466 nucleotides. Its product is annotated as elongation of fatty acids protein 3-like. Gene Ontology annotation, biological process: fatty acid elongation, monounsaturated fatty acid; fatty acid elongation, saturated fatty acid; sphingolipid biosynthetic process. The record is from RefSeq and is a predicted model, not a curated record. The transcript has a single exon. The coding region runs from base 78 to 1256 and encodes 392 amino acids. Gene Ontology annotation, cellular component: endoplasmic reticulum membrane. NCBI's taxonomy places the organism in Eukaryota, Viridiplantae, Streptophyta, Magnoliopsida, Brassicales, Cleomaceae. Gene Ontology annotation, molecular function: fatty acid elongase activity.
AAAAACUUUUUUUUAAAAUCAAAUUGACUGCAAUCUCAUCGAAUCCUUUGAGUCCAUCAUAUUCCGGAACGGGAACAAUGAUCAACUUUGGUUGGCCCUUCAAACAUCAUCAAUGUAAUUCAUUUCCACCACUCUUUGAAUGGUUAAAUUCGGACGUACGUCGACAUCUUCAUCACCCGUACGACAUACCCAGUAUACGUGUGACCAAUGACGUUACGCCACGUAGUUCGCUCUCGUGGCCAACUUCCUCGGUUCAUUUCGUAACAAAUUAUUACGGGUCCAAACCAAAAAACAACAGCAACAGGACACAACAUAAAAAGGGCACACUCGAGAAACCAAGCAGAGCCACACACCACCGUCGGAUCAAUAUUCACCGGUCAACAAUGUCAACGGCUCUCAGCGCGUUGACCUACUACCUCUCCGAGCACCCAUAUAUCGUUGGCUUCCGGUGGAGCCACGCCCAAUCAUUCGGCGCCACGUGGUCGUUCCUCUUCUCCUCCAUCUCCGUCUACGUCGCUCUCUCCUCCACCCUUCACCUCCUCCUCCGCUUCCGCCGUCGCCAUGUCCCCCUUGGCCACAUCCCUGACCUCCACAGCCUCCUCAUGUCCCUCAUUUCCGCCGCCAUCUUCGCCGGGACCCUAAUAUCCUCCGCCGCGGAGAUCCGAGACACUCGGUGGCUCUGGCGCCGUAGCAAAACCUCCACGCCUCUCCAGUGGCUCCUCUGCUUCCCACUCGGGACUCGCCCUUCAGGUCGCGUCUUCUUCUGGUCCUACGCUUUUUACCUCACCCGCUUCCUCCACAUGCUCCGUACGAUAUUCACCGUCCUCCGUCGCCGGAAAUUGGGUUUCUUCCGGUUGUUCUGCAACUCCGCCGCCACGUUCAUGGCGUUCCUAUGGCUCGAGUUCUCUCAGUCGUACCAGAUCCUGGCGAUCCUGUCGGCAACGCUGGUAUACGCGGUGGUGUACGGGUACCGGUUCUGGAACGGGUUCGGGUUACCAGGUUCCGGUUUUCUCCCGACAUUCGUGGUGAACUGUCAGAUGGUGUUAGUGAGCUGCAAUCUGGUGUCACACGCGGGUGUUCUAACGGUGCACCUCCUCAAAGGAGGAUGUAACGGGAUCGGCGCGUGGGUUUUAAACUCCGUAUUGAACGGUGCGAUCUUGUUCCUGUUUCUAAACUUUUACGUGAAGAUGCACUCUCAGCCGCAACGGAACGUCGAGACAUGCGAGAGGGAGAAACACGUGUGGCGAGAUAACUAAGCUGCAUGAAUGUUACAGAAUCUUUUCUAAGUACGGUUCGUGAAGUUUGUGUAGGGUGGUCGAUGAAAAUGUUCAUAGUCCUUUUUUUGAGUUAGAUAUUAAAUGUGUAGCAGUUUAGAUUUUUUCUUUUUUUUUUUAUGGUUACAGUUGUAAUUAAUAUCAUGAAUCGGUAAAGAGAUUCACAAGGCCUGCCACUAUUGUUAACAAUAA